AUGGAACUGGCACGCCAUCUAAUGGAAUGGAUUCUUUAUACUCAGAUGAACCGGCCACCUUUCUUAUAUAAACCAAGGCAACUAAGAUGGGUUUCCCGGUCGAAACAAGGCAUGGACAGAGAGACGGCUGAAGAAGCUACUAGAAAUUUCAUUCGCUUUCCGUUCCCAUUGAAACUCAACCGCGACCCCAAAGAAGAUUUCAGAAAUGGCAUGACAAUGACAUUAGCAAUUUAUUACAAACAAUGCAAGAGAAGCUGCCCAUCACAUCUUCCAUCACUGCUCUGUCGAAGCAAUCCUGUUUGGAGCUUCUUUGGCUUUAAAGAUGAUCACGCUGCACUCAGGCAGUUUUCCCAAAAACCAUAUUUUGAGCUAAAGGUGCCUCCGCCACUCUGCUGUGCAUGCUCAGAAAUAACUGCUCGGGCACAGAUAUCCCAGGUCCUUGCUAUGUCUCCAAGCGACAUGGGUUGUGAAAGGCUUCGGAGAGAGAUGCUAAACCUAGAUUUAGCUUUUAUUGACAGAUCCUCGUAA
Messenger RNA from Dovyalis caffra, 528 nucleotides. Lineage: Eukaryota; Viridiplantae; Streptophyta; Magnoliopsida; Malpighiales; Salicaceae. The record is from the annotation of a GenBank genome assembly.